GCGGGAGGAGGAGGAGGAUGAGAGCGGCACAGAGGAGCACGGGGAGCGAAGAAGAGGGUGAAAACUGACCGUUAAGUUAAAACAAUUAAUUGGAAACGAUGUUUUAAAAACGGAACGUUCCUUCGGCGGCAUUUGACGCAAUGGACGCGGUAACAGGAGCGGAGAACCGCGAUACUUAACCGUCAGUGACGUCACAACAGUUGAUGCCGACUUCUCGCCUCGGGCUGUUUUUUUUUUCUCCUGGAUUCUUCUGGAUUCUGGAGUUCAUGGAUGUGUUUCAACUUCACUGUGAUUAAAUAAAUAAACAAACCAACAAACAACAUGUAUGCUGGACGCAAAAGAAGAAAACCAGCACAGAGGGGAGUCAAACCGACCUCUCCUGAAGGAGCCAAGUCCAAUCCAUCCAAACGCCACCGUGACCGCCUGAACUCCGAGCUGGACCGGCUCGCCAGUCUGCUGCCUUUCCCCGAAGACGUCAUCUCCAGCCUGGACAAACUGUCCAUCCUGAGGCUCAGCGUCAGCUUCCUGCGCACCAAGAGCUUCUUCUCAGUUGCAUUGAAGAAACAACUGUCCAACAGUCUGACAAAGAGCAGCGAACACAGUGACCAUGGCGGCAAGAUGGUGGUUGCUACAGACCAGCGCAUACCUGAGGGGGAGUUGCUGAUGCAGGCCUUGAACGGCUUUGUCCUGGUGGUGACAGCUGAGGGAAUUGUCUUCUUCUGCUCCCACACCAUCCUGGAUUACCUUGGCUUCCAUCAGACUGAUGUGAUGCAUCAGAGUGUGUUUGAGCUGAUCCACACUGAAGAUCAGCAGGAGUUCAGGAGGAACCUGCACUGGGCCCUCAACCCUCCUGCUGGCCAAGGAACCCCCACAGAUUCCCCGACUGAUGGUGAAUCAGCGUCUUCUUGCCUGGUGAGCUACAACCCCGACCAGCUUCCACCUGAGAACUCCUCUUUUCUGGAGAGAGGCUUUGUCUGCCGCUUCCGCUGUUUGUUGGACAACUCCUCUGGCUUCAUGGCAUUGAAUAUCCAAGGUCGGCUGAAGUUCCUCCACGGUCAGAGUCGUCAGCAUCGCGACAGCGAGGCAAGUGCGCCUCCUCAGCUCGCCCUCUUUGCCAUCGCCACACCCAUCCAGCCUCCAGCCAUCUUGGAAAUCAGAACGAGGAACAUGAUCUUCAGGACCAAACACAAGCUCGAUUUCACACCCAUGGCCUGUGACGCAAAGGGCAAAAUUGUCCUGGGCUACACUGAGGCGGAGUUGAGGGUUCGAGGCUCGGGUUACCAGUUCAUCCACGCGGCUGACAUGUUGUACUGCGCCGAAAACCACGUUAGAAUGAUGAAGACGGGCGAGAGCGGCCUCACUGUCUUCAGGCUGCUCACCAAGGACAACCGGUGGAAGUGGGUCCAGGCCAACGCCCGGCUUGUCUACAAGAACAGCAAACCGGACUACAUCAUUGCCACCCAGAGACCUCUGGCCGACGAGGAAGGAGGGGAACAGCUGAGGCAGAGGUCCAUGCACCUUCCUUUUACCUUUGCCACUGGCGAAGCGAUGCUCUACCACACCAGUUAUCCACUGCACGGCUUCCCUGAUUCCUUCCAAGGCAAAGCCAAAGGCAGCAAGCCCAAAAAGGGCAAAAUGGACAAGAGCUCUGCAGAUGACCUGGACCCAAAGUCCCUGCUGGGAGCCCUGAUGAGCCAGGAUGAGUCUGUGUACGUCUGCCAACCAAACAUGGAGCCUGAAAUGUCCCACCACAGCAGCCUUAUUAGUGAACAGCAAAGCAAGACUGAGGGCUUUAGUGGUUUAUUAGGUGGCGACAGCUGGCAUAUUGUAUCUAACGGGGAGACGGGGACAUGUAAUGGUAAAACGUCCAGUUAUGAUCCCCUGCUGGCCACUUUGGACUCCUUGUCUCUUGACAGUGAUGAGACGUGCUCCAACAGUGAGCUCUUCAACGCUCUGGAGAAUCUGGGCCUGAAUGCUGAAGACUUGGAGCUCUUGCUGCUGGAUGAGAGGAUGAUCCAGGUGGAGCUGGACCCCAACCACAUCCCCACCCUCAGUGACCUUCUCACCAACAAUGAAAUCCUCUCCUACAUUCAUGAAUCCCUGGAGAGCGGCACUGAAGGAGAGGAACGCGGUGAGACAAGCGGAUUUGGACUUUCAAGCCAUCCACCAAACCCCGACUCGAAUCCCAACGUCUCCCAGAAUUCACUUGCUGCCCCUUCAGCUGUGUCUAUUUGCAGACAGCCCAUUGUCCAGCUGUCACAGCAGAUGCAGCAGCACAUUAGCGCCAGUGAGCAGGUGGAAGCUCAGCUGGAGCCGAUCCAGUCUGUCGCUCAGCCUGGAGCUGCGGACACCAACACUUUACCUGGGAUCCCUAAUGGACACUGGUUAAUCACAUCAGAAAGCCUCCGUCACACUAACAACCACAACCACCAACAUACUGCACUCAAAGCCUCACAGCUAAACAGUGAACACAAACAGUGGCAGCUCCAACAGGAGCAGCACUCUGUCCAACUCCAGUGCCAUCUGCAGGAAAACAGUCAGACUCCGUCUCUGGUGCCUGGUUUCCAGAAUCAGCUCGAACUGACAACAAGCAGAUCUUGCAUCCCAAAUGGACACUCAGCCUUUCCACCAAACAUGGAGGUCAGUCACACAGGUUAUAGCAUCUCCAACACCACGUCGUAUGCAGGCGGCACGGUACAGAACGGUGACGCCUGUCACUACCAGCUGCAGAGUCACCACAGACAUCAGCAGAUGUUGCAGGAGACUCACUUCCCUCUGUCGUGUUUGCCUCAGUGUCCAGGCCAGAGUUCUACACUUGAUUUGGAGCAGUUCUUGGGUCUUUCCCAGCUGCAGCACAGUCUGCCAUCUUUACAGGCCUACAGCGUGUUCAGCACCAGUGCAGAGGAUGCCACGCACAGCAAGCUUGAGAAUGGCUCCCACCUCAGUGCCACCAACGCAGCAUCAACUUACAUCAAGGCGUGUCUGAUGCCCAGCGGAAACGCCGCGGCGACGGACGACAUCCCUGUCUCGUGUCCCGAAGGACUCGCCGCUCGACAGGACCCGCAGAAAUCAGAAUUCUUCCUCUGAAAAGACGAUGGACCCUGUCAUUCCUCACCUGCCCAACAGAUGUCAGUGUAGCACCCCCUCUCCAUCCAUCCAUCCCUCCAUCCACCUGACUUGCUCACCUGUUUUCCAUCUCCCGAACACGACCCUGCAGUCACAGUGCACAGAAUGACGAGCCAACAAAACCUGCUUCCUGAGCGCCGACGGUCACAGCAGCAAAGAUAGGUAAGAAAUGAUCCUUAAAGGAAGGACGUGAAAGUCACUGUUGGUCAGUGUUAUGUGUCAGAGGACAUCUAUUCACACACUGAUGAUGGCAGCUUGUUGUUUUUGUGGGUCAAAAAAAAAAAAUCACACGUCAACUCUGCAGGAAGGCGGCCAUUUUUAUCACAAUUUACUUCCACGUCACAGCAGCUGUAUCUUCACUGUCCAGCACAG
Molecule: messenger RNA, 3498 nt
Organism: Solea senegalensis (Senegalese sole)
Lineage: Eukaryota; Metazoa; Chordata; Actinopteri; Pleuronectiformes; Soleidae
Gene: ahr1b
Product: aryl hydrocarbon receptor 1b
Exons: 13
Coding region: 322-3087 (921 amino acids)
Biological process (GO): regulation of transcription by RNA polymerase II
Cellular component (GO): aryl hydrocarbon receptor complex; nucleus
Molecular function (GO): protein dimerization activity; transcription cis-regulatory region binding; nuclear receptor activity
Source: RefSeq, a predicted model, not a curated record